Messenger RNA from Erigeron canadensis, 1031 nucleotides. RefSeq names its product NAC domain-containing protein 83-like. NCBI's taxonomy places the organism in Eukaryota, Viridiplantae, Streptophyta, Magnoliopsida, Asterales, Asteraceae. Gene Ontology annotation, molecular function: DNA binding. The transcript is spliced from 3 exons. Gene Ontology annotation, biological process: regulation of DNA-templated transcription. Bases 214 to 963 code for a protein of 249 amino acids. The record is from RefSeq and is a predicted model, not a curated record.
UCUUAAUUAAUACACAUAUAUAUAACAUAUAUAUAUAUAUACACAUAUAUUAUAUCAUUUCAUCAUCAAGAUUCCAUUUUGAAACAUGGGUUCUUCAAGAUUCUAUCUAAUUUGAACUGGGUCAAUCUUAAUUUUGUUUCAUUUCCCUUUAAUUAAUCAAAUCUUGUGCAAAAACAAAGUGCUGGUUUGAAAAAAAAAUUAAUUAAUUGGGAAAUGGACAAAAUGAAUUUUGUGAAAAAUGGUGUGUUGAGAUUGCCUCCUGGUUUUAGGUUUCACCCAACUGAUGAAGAACUUGUUGUACAAUAUUUGAAGCGCAAGGUACACUCUUUUCCUUUGCCUGCCUCCAUCAUCCCUGAAGUUGAUGUUUGCAAGUCUGAUCCUUGGCAAUUACCAGGUGAUUGUGAGCAAGAAAGAUUCUUUUUUAGCACAAAAGAAGUCAAAUACCCGAAUGGAAACAGGUCAAAUCGGGCCACACUAUCCGGAUAUUGGAAAGCAACCGGGUUAGAUAAGCAAAUUGUUACUUCAAAGAACAACCAAGUUGUUGGUAUGAAAAAAACGCUUGUGUUUUACAAAGGAAAACCACCAAGUGGAUCACGAACCGAUUGGAUCAUGCAUGAAUAUAGACUCGCAACCCCACAACUUACUAGCCCGGCCCAGGGUAAUGAAAAUUGGGUCAUAUGUAGGAUUUUCUUGAAAAAAAGAGGGAGCAAUGCUACCAAGAAUUUCGAUGAGAAUGCCAUAACAAGUAUUGGGGAUGUUAGUCAUUGCAAUGAAGUUAAACCGAAGCCAGUUUUUUACGACUUCAUGGCUGCGAAUAAGAGAAGGAGAACCGAUUUGAAUUUGAAACCGGUUUCAUCAUAUUCGGGUUCUAGUGGGAUCACAGAUGAUGCUUGUUCUUGUGAUGAGCUUGAAGAAAAUAGUAGUACUAAGGAUGAUGUUUUGAGAAAAAAACAGUCUUCAUAAAAUUAUUAGUCUUUGUAUUUUUGAUUUAGUUAUCUUCAAUUUAAUUUAAUUUACUAGUGGGUUCAUAA